Messenger RNA from Amborella trichopoda, 1961 nucleotides. The record is from RefSeq and is a predicted model, not a curated record. NCBI's taxonomy places the organism in Eukaryota, Viridiplantae, Streptophyta, Magnoliopsida, Amborellales, Amborellaceae.
UGCUAAACGAUGAGUUAGGCCAACCCAAUUUUGUUGCGUUUCUUUUUAGCGUUUUCUCCUCCCUCCCACGGUUAGUUUCUGUCUCCAUCUCUCUUCGAAGAUUUUUGCUCUUUCUCUCUCUAAAUUCAAUGUUUGCUCCUCCCUUUAAUGGUCGGUUUCUCUGCUCAAAACUUUUAAGACUCCACUCAUAAUUCCCUAAGAUUGGUACAUGUCCCUAUAAAACCCGGUGUUCUCCAAGCCUUUUCAUCUGCGAGCUCUCUCUCUCUCUCUCUCUUUCUCUCUCUAAAAUCGACCUACGCGCCCCUACUCCUCUUAAAAUAGGGGGGGUUCCUACAAAGCCGCCGAAUUUCCAGUAGCAUCCUUUCUGAAAACAGGUCGGAUCUCUCUCUCUCACUCCCCUUCUUUCUCUCUCUUAAAAUUAACGGAUAGAAAUGACCAGCCAAUUCUCCAAAAGUAGAAGGCUGCAGCCCUAUAAAACGGCUGCUCUUCCAGUGCAGCUCUCCUCUCGCUUAUUCCUCUUGUUACAGUAUUUCUUUCUCUCCCUGCAAAGCCACCAUAGUUUUCCUUUCCUACUGCCGGUCAUUUCUCUCUCUAGAAAUCGGCUGGUGUUCCCGUAGUAUCGUACUGUCUCUCUCACGGGCGUCUCCCUCCUUUUUCUCUCUCUUUGCGCUUAAACUGGUCUUCUCAGUGUCUCUCUCUCCUAGUAACGGGUUACGUCCUGUACCCAUUAGGACUUCUCUCUCUCUCUCUAACCCAGUAAGUGUAUUUCUCUCUACCGGUAGCGUCUUUUUCUCUCAUCGUUAUAUAACCCGCACACAUAUGUGUGUGUGACAUAGGGUGGUCUCCUGUUUAACCGCCUGCUUUCUAGUAGCUUCUCUCCACAAGCCCGUCCUCUACCACUCUCUCUACCAGUAACAACCCUCACGACAUAGAGCGCACUCCUAUAUAACCGAUUCUCCCAUAUCCUUCUCGCACUCUCUCUCUCUCUACACUACCAGUGGAUCUCUCUUUAAACCCUCUCUAGUCCAGCACCAUCUUCUCUAAAAGCCUUCUCUCUCUCUCCCCCAUGGAUCUCUCCUCUCUAUUCUAGGACCAUCUCCUCUACCAGUAUUCUCUCUCUAUUUCUCCAAUUGAAACCCUCGAAUCUUUGUAAGAGACAUAUCUCUAAUAUAAGAGAAUAAGUGCACUCCCUUCUGGAUUAAAAGGCCAUAUCCAGUAGCAUCUCUCUCUACAAGUCUCUAAUAUUAUAAGAGAACAAGCAUUCUCUCUUACAGUUCUCUCUCUAAAAGCCUGUCUAGUUUUCUAAACUUGGAUCUUCCCCACUAACCCCAAGGCUUAACUUGUUUAUUGCGAUGUUUGAUAUCCAGCACCACCAUCACCAGCCGCAGCCCCAGCGCCGCCGCCGCGACGACACGGCCACCGCCAUGAUGGCCGCAGCGCCGUCCUCGUCCUCGUCCUCCUCCUCCGUCCCAUGCAACUCGCCGUGCGCCGCGUGCAAGUUCCUGCGCCGCAAGUGCACCCCGGAGUGCGUCUUUGCUCCGUACUUUCCCCCGGACCAGCCCCAGAAGUUUGCCAAUGUCCACAAGGUCUUCGGGGCCUCAAAUGUCACAAAGCUCCUCAACGACUUGCACCCCGCCCAGCGGGAGGAUGCUGUCAACUCCCUCGCGUAUGAGGCUGAGGCGAGGCUCCGAGACCCUGUGUAUGGCUGCGUCGGCGUGAUAUCGAUGCUCCAGAUACAGCUGAAGCAGCUGCAGGGGGAUCUGGUGAGGGCGAGGGCCGAGCUCUCGAAGUAUAUCAACGCGGGGCUGGCGGCCGCAGUGGCACAGCAGCAGCACUUGCAGCAGCACGGAUUGGUAGGGUUGAGGGGUGCGGUUUAUGAUGGGCAUAAUGGGGGGUAUGAAGGGGGGAUUGUAGCGGUGGGGUUGGGUGGUGGUGGUGGGGGUUUGGGGCCAUUGAAUCAG